GCACAAUGUCGGUCCCUUCAUACAUCGCCUUGAGCCUCCCGCCGAGUGCCAUCCACAUCCCCUCACCUUCCGCUACCAACAUCUCCGCUUCUGCAACCUCUAGCAAUGCCAAACCUCACCUUCCAUUUCCGCCCUCGUCGGCACCUCGAGGAAAGCCAACAGGCUCAACGCUAGGGAUGUCGCUCCCGUCCUUAUCCACCAACGUGUCCGACAUGCUGCUAUCAUCUUUGUUGCCUCCCAACCUGCCAAAACUGCCGUCUGGAGGUGCAAGAGGUAUCGACGGAGGUGGACCGAGACAGCUCACGACGCAGAGAGAAGGGCUGACUGUACCGUUACUGAGCAACAACUUUCGGCGUUUCGUGACAAGGGUUGGACCGGUAUUCUGGCUUCAGGACCGGAUAGAAGAGGUGCUUUACUGGAGGAAACCGGUGUGGACAUGGGGAUGGAUGUUGACAUGGGUGUUCAUCUGCUUCCAACCUCGGGUACUGCUUUUAUUGCCUUCUCUCGCUCUCAUCGUCCUCCUUUUACACAUCCACGAACGCACCCAUCCAGUACCAUCUCUCAUCGGGAUAAUAUCACCACCACCUCUAGCUACUGCUCGGGUGCACCCUGAGUCCAGCACUGGCGAUUCGAGUCCGGAUAGGUCCUAUACGGCGACUACUACAAGAGACGAAUCGGGAGAGACGGUGGGCGUGCCGGUUGUGCCACCUAAAGAGGCCGAGAGCGGAGUGGAUUAUUUCAUGAACAUUCAGGCUAUCCAAAAUCUUAUGGGUUUGGUGUCUGAUGCAUAUGACUAUCUCGCUCCCAUAUUGAGCAACCUGCAAUCCCCCAACACUUCGUCCCCAACAUGCUUCCCGCUCACCCAUACUCACAUCAUCCUACUUCUCCUCCCUCCCACAUUAUUCCUCCCUCUCGUUCCAUCUUGGCUUAUCCCAUACGUCAUCCUCCCACUCGGUCUCCUUCCGCCUCUCGGCUUCCAUCCCAACUUAACCCCUUGGCUCCUCUCCCUCCCUCGACAUCCGUCAAUCCGCAAAACUAAAUCAGUGCUCGAAAAAUGGAUCCUCACCGACAAGCUCCCCGACAAAUACAGCGGCCACAAGAUCUCACAAGUAUAUGUAUGGGAAAACGAGAGACUCGAUCCGAAACUGGCUUCAUCCUCCUCAUCAUUUACCGGCCCGAUCCCAACGACGAGCUGGUCUGCUCGGUUCCUCCGACAAGGGGACCGACGAGCAUGGAUCAAGAUCUCUGAUGUGGCAGAGGGUGAGGAGUGUCUGUGGAAAAGCGUGGAUGACACAGGUCUGCCUAACGGGGAUGAUGAGAGUGAAGUCGAAGCAAAAGUGUUGGCGCUCAAAGAUGGGUGGGAGUGGUUACCAGAAGAUUGGAAAGUGGACGUCAAUGGUUUAUGGAGUGAGAAUGGUGUUGACGAGGAGGGCUGGCUAUACACUGAUGACUCUUGGCAAAAUCCUUCCCCAACACCUUACACGGAGCCUGACCUGCCAGCGAACUCUGCGUCUAUCCCAGGACAAUUGGUGCAAUCGGUGCAAACAGGGAAGGAGAAAGAUAUGCCCGGACUGGGUUUGAGGAGGGUCACCAGACGGAGGAGAUGGUGGAAGAGGGUUUAUAAAGUGGAUAGCUAAGUUGUAUAUUCUCAUGGACGAUUGCUUUGCUUUUAUGAUGUAUCUUGAUUUGCGUC
This is a messenger RNA of Cryptococcus deneoformans JEC21, 1693 nucleotides long. RefSeq names its product expressed protein. The transcript is spliced from 5 exons. NCBI's taxonomy places the organism in Eukaryota, Fungi, Basidiomycota, Tremellomycetes, Tremellales, Cryptococcaceae. Gene Ontology annotation, cellular component: peroxisomal membrane. The record is from RefSeq and is a predicted model, not a curated record. Gene Ontology annotation, biological process: peroxisome organization. Bases 6 to 1637 code for a protein of 543 amino acids.